This is a messenger RNA of Topomyia yanbarensis, 426 nucleotides long. Its product is annotated as histone H2B.3-like. NCBI's taxonomy places the organism in Eukaryota, Metazoa, Arthropoda, Insecta, Diptera, Culicidae. The record is from RefSeq and is a predicted model, not a curated record. The coding region runs from base 1 to 396 and encodes 131 amino acids. Gene Ontology annotation, molecular function: DNA binding; structural constituent of chromatin; protein heterodimerization activity. The transcript has a single exon. Gene Ontology annotation, cellular component: nucleosome.
AUGGCACCGAAAGCCAGCGGAAAGGCUGUGAAAAAAUCCGGCGGCGGCGGUGGCAAGGCACAGAAGAACAUCGCCACAAAAGCAGGAGGAGGAGAGAAGAAGCGAAAGCAACGCCGCAAGGAAAGCUACGCUAUCUACAUCUACAAGGUGCUGAAGCAGGUCCAUCCGGACACCGGUGUCUCGUCGAAGGCGAUGAGCAUCAUGAAUAGCUUCGUGAACGACAUCUUCGAGCGUAUUGCUAACGAAGCAUCUCGUCUGGCCCAUUACAACCGACGGUCGACGAUCACCUCCCGCGAGGUACAGACCGCCGUUCGUUUGCUGUUACCGGGCGAGCUGGCCAAACAUGCCGUAUCGGAAGGUACCAAGGCCGUUACCAAGUAUACCAGCUCGAAGUAAAUCGUCGCCCGCCCCGCCGCCGGAUGUCAC